Messenger RNA from Xenopus laevis (African clawed frog), 2338 nucleotides. Its product is annotated as lamina-associated polypeptide 2, isoforms alpha/zeta-like. The coding region runs from base 135 to 1478 and encodes 447 amino acids. The record is from RefSeq and is a predicted model, not a curated record. Lineage: Eukaryota; Metazoa; Chordata; Amphibia; Anura; Pipidae. The transcript has 2 exons.
GUGUUCAUUUCUGGCAAGACAAGACUGAGGAAUCUGUGUGCACCUGUAUUCUCGAUUGAUCCCAGGUGUAAGUUACAUGGAGGUUUUAAACGCUGGAGCCUUAUUCUUUGGAAUAUCUUUUUAAUUACUUGACAAUGUUAUUUAUUUCCUCCAGACUGUCAAUUAUGAGCUGCAGACGCUCAGGCUCCAGGGGGAGUCCCCCAUUAAGAGAGGAAUCUCAAAGAAGGAAGACUCCCAGAACUGAUUGUAUUGCAUGCGGAGAAGCAGCAAUUCUAGGCAAAAGGCUCUGUGAGAAGUGUCUGCAGGAAGUGGCUGGGCCCUCCUCUGAUCAACUGCACUCUAUUAAAGACUGGAUGCAGACUACCAUAAAAAAAUCUAUGAGUGAUAUGGUCAAUGUAGUUACUGAGAAAGUACUACACAAUCUAGAUGAAAGACACAAGGCGCCCUCCUCUAUGACUGAGGUCAGUGACAGACCUCACAGGAACACGCACUACUCCAGUGUUUCUGAAGGGGAGCUAUCUUUAACCGAUCAAGAAGAAGAAGAACAGUCUGAAGAUAACUGUUCUUUCAACCUUGAAUACCUAGAGCCACUCAUCAAAGCAAUGAGAUUUUCUCUGGAACUUGACAAUACUGAGGAUACUCCUAAACAUGACAAAAUGUUCAGAUCAGCGGUCAAAAAAGGAGAAAAAUUCCCGGUACACAGAGUCAUUAAAGAAACCAUUUUAGAGGAAUGGAAGACGCCAGAUAAAAAACUUAAUUUCUCCAGAAGACUUAAAAAGAUGUAUCCAUUCGAAGAAGAGGACUCAAAACUCUGGCAAGCCUCCCCUAAGGUGGAUGCGGCCAUCACUAGAGUGGCUCGACAUACUACCUUGCCUGUGGACGAAGGAGUCUCGCUAAAAGAUGCGAUGGAAAGAAGACAAGACAUGACACUCAAAAAAUCGUAUCUAACAUGUGGAAUGUCCAACCAAGCCUCCAUAGCCAUUACCACUCUGGCCAGAGCCAACCACAUUUGGAUAGAAGAACUGGAACAAGCUGUCAAAGCGGGAACAGACAGAAAAAAGCUUAUUGAAAUGAUCCAAGAUGUCAAAACCGCAAACGAAUUCACUACGGAAGCAUCCAUGGAUCUUGUCAGACUCUCGGCCAAAGCUAUGGGCCUUAGUGUGGCGGCCCGUAGAGCUCUCUGGCUGCGCCACUGGCAUGCUGACCCGCAAAGUAAACAUAACCUUUGCUCCCUCCCAUUUGAAGGGUCACUUCUGUUUGGUGAAAGACUCGACAAAAUCAUAUCCAAAGCCUCUGCAGGAAAAUCGGCUUUUCUUCCUCAGGACAAAAGAGACAAGAGGCCCUUUAGAAAAAAUCCCCUGCAGGAGGCCAAACAGUAUAGACCGGGAAAGCCCUUUACUAGGCAACCCUGGAGAAGAACCCAGGGACAAGGGGCACCUGGAAGAAGGGACUUCAAACAGGACAAAAAAUCGGCAUGAGGGUGCGCGAGCCCCUCUGUCUUGCCUUGGAGGAAGACUUCAGAAUUUCAGGACAGUGUGGGCUCAACACGUAUCAGAUCAAUGGGUUGUAAAAACCCUAAGCAAUGGUUAUGCCCUGGAUCUUCAAAAAUUUCCGACGUUUUACUUUGUGUCUUCAGAAAAGCCUCGAUCCCCACUAGCUGUUUCUACCCUAAAGAUGAUCCUUGGGGACCUACUAGACAGAAAGAUCAUCACAGAAGUCCCCAAAAGAGAACAUUACAGAGGUAUAUAUUCUCACCUAUUCUUAAGAAGAAAAAAGAAUGGGGAUUUCAGAGUAAUUCUGAACUUAGGCCAUCUGAACAAAUUCCUCAGAACAAAAAAAUUCAAAAUGGAGACACUGAGGUCUAUAUGCCAGUUCAUAAACCAUGGAGACUGGAUGCUCAAGAUAGAUAUACAAGAUGCCUAUCUGCAUGUUCCAGUGUGGGAACCACACAAACAAUUCCUACGGUUCCUGAUCCUGGGAAAGCACUUUCAAUACCAAGCGCUCCCAUUCGGACUAGCUUCAGCCCCAAGAGUUUUCACCAAGGUGCUUGCUCCCAUGAUGGCUUUCUUAAGGCUAAAGGGGAUCCAGAUUUUCGCAUAUCUAGACGAUAUAUUGGUGAAAGCUCCUUCCAAAAAACUCCUCCUACAACACCUGAGUAUAGUUCUAGAUACUCUGAAAAAAUGGGGGUGGCUCGUCAACUGGGAAAAGUCCAUGUUGGAGCCAACACAACAGAUUCAAUUUCUGGGAGUUAUCAUAGACUCCAAAAAACUUCAAGUAAGUCUAACAGAGGAAAGGAUUUCAGACAUACAACACCAAGCAGAUUAUCUGUCUCGCCAUC